CUCUGAUUCGUGGACAGAGGCUGCCAUUAUGUCGGAGACCGCGCCUGUUGCCGCUCCCGCUGUCUCUGCGCCUGGCGCAAAAGCCACCAAGAAGCCGAAGAAGGCGGCGGGCGGCUCUAAAGCCCGCAAACCCGCGGGCCCCAGCGUCACCGAGCUGAUCACCAAGGCUGUGUCUGCUUCUAAGGAGCGCAAGGGGCUUUCUCUCGCCGCGCUUAAAAAGGCGCUGGCCGCCGGCGGCUAUGAUGUGGAGAAGAACAACAGCCGCAUCAAGCUGGGGCUUAAAAGUCUCGUCAACAAGGGUACGCUGGUGCAGACCAAGGGCACCGGUGCCUCCGGGUCUUUCAAGCUGAACAAGAAACCGGGUGAGACAAAAGAGAAGGCAACGAAGAAAAAGCCAGCAACCAAACCUAAGAAGCCAGCGGCCAAGAAGCCUGCCAGUGCUGCCAAGAAGCCUAAGAAAGCGGCAGCAGUGAAGAAAAGCCCCAAGAAGGCCAAGAAGCCAGCGGCCGCUGCAGCCAAGAAAACAGCCAAGAGCCCCAAGAAAGCAGCCAAGGCAGGCCGCCCUAAGAAGGCAGCAAAAAGCCCUGCUAAGGCAAAAACGGUAAAGGCUAAGGCUGCCAAGCCUAAGGCGGCCAAACCUAAACCAGCCAAGGCAAAGAAGACAGCGCCCAAAAAGAAGUAAAGCUGAAGAAGUAAAUUUGAGUUUACUCAUUCAAAUAAACCCAAAGGCUCUUUUAAGAGCCACC
Pogoniulus pusillus (Red-fronted tinkerbird) is the source of this 746-nucleotide messenger RNA. RefSeq names its product histone H1. The record is from RefSeq and is a predicted model, not a curated record. Lineage: Eukaryota; Metazoa; Chordata; Aves; Piciformes; Lybiidae. Bases 29 to 682 code for a protein of 217 amino acids. Gene Ontology annotation, biological process: negative regulation of DNA recombination; chromosome condensation; nucleosome assembly. The transcript has a single exon. Gene Ontology annotation, cellular component: nucleus; nucleosome. Gene Ontology annotation, molecular function: structural constituent of chromatin; double-stranded DNA binding; nucleosomal DNA binding.